Messenger RNA from Adineta steineri, 369 nucleotides. The record is from the annotation of a GenBank genome assembly. NCBI's taxonomy places the organism in Eukaryota, Metazoa, Rotifera, Eurotatoria, Adinetida, Adinetidae.
AUGAUCGAUCUUGUUAUUGUUUAUCUUUCUUUUAUUGUUGGUAUUUUAUUAUUAAUUAUUGCUUUUCUCAUUUUUUAUAUUAUACACGAACGUCGAAAAACAACUAUUAUUCCAUUAGAUAAAACUAAAAGAAUAAUUCUACCUUUAUUAACUCUGAAAUCGAAUGAUAGAUCAAGUGGUGAUCAUUCAAAUUCAGCUACACGUAAACGAAUGAUAAAACGACUUCGACAUCGACCACCAACAUUAUUUAUUCGUACAGAAAAUUCACAAGGUUUUCUUCUAUCAAAUAGUGAUCUAUCAUCUAUAUCUCCUCCUAAUAAUAAAUUAAUUGAACAAAAUGAUCAAACAACUAUUCAUUUUGAUUGUUAA